Molecule: messenger RNA, 806 nt
Organism: Arabidopsis lyrata subsp. lyrata
Lineage: Eukaryota; Viridiplantae; Streptophyta; Magnoliopsida; Brassicales; Brassicaceae
Exons: 2
Coding region: 181-597 (138 amino acids)
Source: RefSeq, a predicted model, not a curated record
UUUUGUAACAAGAACAAAAACGUGUGAACCAAAAGUUAAACCGAAUUGCUAGUUCGUCUGAACCUUCUCAUUGGAAUAAACAUUCUCAAGGGAGAUUUGGAGAUUGUAAGAACGUAGAAAGAAAGAUUUAGAGAUUGUAAGUUUCAAUGGACAAAACGAGACUUCUCUUUUAUUGCUGUGAUGAAGAAAACACAUCAGAAGCCUGAUAGAACGUACGAUGAUCAACGAGCACGAUUGGUUGCAGAAACUUAUGAAAAGCAUAUACAAGAACGCUUGGGUCAACUUGAAUCUUCUGGGGAAGAGAAUCUGACAGCUGAAACUCUUGAUGAACAUGAGAAAAAUGAAAUUUAUAUCAAGGCUGCUGGAUCAUCUAAACAUGGCCAGAUAUUUGGACUUGGAGCACUAAUUGAGGCUCUACCAUCUGUUGGUGCUUCUUCAAGUGCACCACAAACUGCUGAAGAAGUGGAGACAAUAACGCAUCGGCUACAAGAGAUGGAAACUGAUCUUAAAAAGAGCCUUGAAGAGAAUCUGCAAACUCAGAAAAGACUUGAAGCUAUGGAAAAACUUGUUGAGUCUCUUGCACGUCAAAAUGUCUAGAUCUGAAUCCAUCACCAAGACCUUCCAGCUAAUCUAGUUAUGUAUAUAUUCUGGUUUCUAUUAGCCUAAGUAUCGUUUAGUUUGCAUUUUCUUUAAGUUGUGUUACUUAUGUUUGGAUGUUAGUCUUUAAGUUGUGUUUCCUUUGUUUGUUUGGAUGUUAGUCUAUUGUCUUUAAACUUUCUAUAAAUUUUGUUCGUUUGCUAUUGUUU